AUGGCCGCCCGGGCAGACAGGAAGUCCAAGGUCUUUAGUCGGCGAGAGAUCGAAGCUCAGAUUGCCAAUGGCCGCUCGAUUGUCAUCGUAGACAACAAGGUCUUGAAGGUAGAUGCAUGGCUACCCUACCACCCUGGCGGUGAUAAAGCCAUUCGGCACAUGGUGGGACGCGAUGCAACAGACGAGGUCACUCGUUUCCACUCUGCCCAAACGCUCGAGCUCAUGAACCGCUACCAAAUCGGCCGCAUCGAAGGACGAUGGACCAACUUCCUACCGCCGAUGCAAGGAGGAAAGUUCAGGACACAGGAAGAGCUGGACAAGCUUUCUGAGGAAGAAUACAUGGAAUCAUGUUCGGUUUCAGAACAGGAGACUGCAAGCUCAGCUUCUUCUGCCAACAGCAGCCCUCUUUUUGAACCGGUGGACCGAUCUUCCGCUUCAAUUCGCAAGCGCAACGGAGCCGACAUUGGUAGAGCCUCCUCAAGCUCUAGUGUCUCAUCGGUCGAACUAGAAGAUGUCGUCGCUCCGAAGAUGUCAGUACUUGAUAGACGGACUCAGGAAGAGCUCAAUUUCGACAAGGCCAAAUACCCGUCUCUAGAUCCAGCCACCCAAGAUCACAUCACACAAAAGUACCGCGAGCUACAAGAGCGUAUAAAGCAGGAAGGCCUCUACGAUUGCAACUAUACCGCCUACGGUAUCGAAUGCCUACGUUAUGGCUCCUUCUUAGCCGGAUUCCUGUUUUUGUUAUCAUCUGGCUGGUAUAUUACUAGUGCCAUCCCGCUUGCAUGCCUUUGGCACCAGCUUACAUUCACGGUCCAUGAUGCCGGACACAUGGGCAUCACCCACGAUUUUACGACCGAUUCCACCAUCGCAAUGUUCAUUGCCUCGUACGUAGGCGGGUUGAGCGCUUGCUGGUGGAAAUACAACCAUAACGUGCACCAUCUUGUUACGAACCACCCCGAACACGAUCCCGAUAUUCAAUACAUUCCCUUCUUCUCUAUCACGCAUCGAUUUAUGGAGAGUCUCACCACGACCUUUUACGAGUGGGUCAUGGAAUACGAUGCCUUCGCAAAGUUCAUGAUCCGAAUUCAACACUACACCUACUACCCGAUCAUGCUGUUCGCACGCUUCAAUCUGUAUAGAUUGUCUUGGAUGUAUCUGCUCCUUGGAAAGGGCCCCAAGAAAGGGCCUGCAUGGUGGCACCGAUACUUUGAGUUGAUAGGCAUGGCAUUUUUUUGGACCUGGUUCGGCUACGGGGUGGUGUACAAGUCCAUACCUGACAACUGGAGUCGGUUCUGGUUUGUUAUGAUUGCCCACGCACUUACGUCUCCACUCCAUGUGCAAAUCACGUUGUCCCAUUUCGCUAUGAGUACAGCGGAUCUAGGUAUCCACGAGUCAUUUGCUCAGAAGAUGCUUCGCACAACGAUGGAUGUUGACUGCCCUCAGUGGUUGGAUUUCUUCCACGGUGGCCUUCAGUUCCAGGCCAUCCACCAUCUGUAUCCACGGAUCCCCCGUCAUAACCUAAGACAAACCCAGAAGUUGGUUCAGGAGUUCUGUAACGAGGUCGACAUUCCGUAUGCGCUAUAUGGUUUCCUCGAUGGCAAUAAGCUGGUCGUUGGGCGACUUGCUGAUGUAGCAAGACAGGCUGCCAUCUUUGCUGAAUGCCAGAGGACGAUUGCUGCGGAAGGAGAUUAUGGAAUGCAUUGA
This is a messenger RNA of Alternaria arborescens, 1704 nucleotides long. Its product is annotated as Delta 8-(E)-sphingolipid desaturase. Gene Ontology annotation, biological process: lipid metabolic process. Gene Ontology annotation, cellular component: membrane. The record is from RefSeq and is a predicted model, not a curated record. Gene Ontology annotation, molecular function: oxidoreductase activity, acting on paired donors, with oxidation of a pair of donors resulting in the reduction of molecular oxygen to two molecules of water. NCBI's taxonomy places the organism in Eukaryota, Fungi, Ascomycota, Dothideomycetes, Pleosporales, Pleosporaceae. The transcript is spliced from 2 exons. The coding region runs from base 1 to 1704 and encodes 567 amino acids.